GGCGCGAGUGACAUGAGUGAGUUGGUAUUCACUACGAACGAAGCAAUACGUGACCAAUUCUAAACGACGUCAUGGCUACGGUCGUCAAGGCAGGUGAUGAGCUGCGCACGAGUUCCAACAAGACCGAGGAACCAGCGAAGAAGGCUGCAGUCCAACCGAAAGUGACUUCGGAUUUCAUCCCUCCGGAUGGCGGCUGGGGUUGGAUGGUGGUCCUGGCCGCUGGAUGCUCGAAUUUAUGUACCUUCCCAGCUCUCCAACAAUUCGGCUUGCUCUUCCGGGAACAGAUGAGUCAGCUAAAUAUCAACUCCUCCCAGAUCACCACCAUCAUCAACACGAAUUCUGCAUUGAUGUCCAUCAUUGGCCUCCUCAACGGACCGAUGUUCCGACGAUUCACCUUCCGGCAAGUGGCCUUCUUCGGUGCAUCUUUGGUCACCCUUGCGCUACUCCUAACGUCCCUAGCCGACUCGUUUCUCGUGUACCUCAUAACCUUCUCAGUAUUGUACGGUUCGGGCGUUGGUAUCACCGCUUCCGCCAACUCCCUAGCCUUGAACACCUAUUUCAAAGAGAAGCGCCGCUACGCUACCGGUUUCUCAUGGACGGCAACCGCUCUCGGUCCCAUAAUCGCACCGCAUAUCAUCACCUUCCUGUUGCCACGCUUCGGAGUCAGUGGAACGGUGCUGAUCUUCGCCGGAUUCGCCAUGAACGCCAUAGUUUGCUCGUUGCUUCUGCAACCGGUUCACUGGCAUGUCAAACCCCUUCCGUCAUCGGACGUCGAAGAAGCCAAACCGGAACCACGGUGUCAAUUUUGCCAAUCUCAGCCUCGUCCGCUUAGGAAAGACCACAGUCUCCUGUCCAGUCAGUACAUCUACAACGCGGACGAUGCCUGCACCACGGGAUACGAAAUCAUCGAUCCGGGAACACCGAUGCUGUCCCGCGCCAACGACGGUUGGUACGGCUCCCGACUCAAUCUGGGCACACCAAGUCGGAUGCCUUCAUCCCGUCCUUCCUAUGCGAAUCUCUCCGCAGCGACAGAACGACCUCCGAAAGCGGUCAGUGAGCGGCAGUACCUCACCGAUAACAACAGCGCUAAAGGAGGCUUCCGGAAGCGAACCAAUACCUUCAUCCGAGAGAGGGAAGUUCUCAACAUGGCAUCCAGCAAGCUGGAGCAGAUCCUGGACCACGAAGCCUGCUGCCAGUGUACAUGUGACGAAGACCGUAAAGCUCUCCUACUGGACAGCGAACCGGAACCGGUCGAAAAACUCAGUAUUCUACAGAAGAUCGCCAUCUUCUUCGAUUUGGACCUGCUGAAGGACUCGAUUUACGUGAACAUCAUGGUCGGCAUAACGCUGGCCAACUUUGCCGAGCUGAACUUCUCCGUCCUGACGCCCUUUGUGUUGGGAGAUUUUGGAUUGGCCAAGGAUCAGAUCGCCUUGGCCAUGUCCUUUCUCGGAGCGAUGGACAUCCUGUGCCGCUUUACGAUACCAUUCAUCGCGGGGAAGAUCGGAUGGGAGAAUCGAACGUUCUUCCUGUUCGGGGUACUUAACAUGGCGCUGGGGAGAAUCGUUCUAGCGCACUUCCAUUCCUACCCGGUGGUCAUGACCGUGGCCUGCUGGAUCGGCUUCAACAAGGGACUCCGGACGGUGUUCAUGGCUCUGGCGAUACCGUCGCACGUUCCACUUGAGCGACUACCGGGUGCAACCGGUAUCCAACUGCUCUUUUCCGGACUGUUCUACCUCUUCGUGGGACCCGUGAUCGGUUUCAUCCGCGAUCGCACCAACUACACUGUCACGCUUCACUGUCUCAACGUGGCCACCUACGUGACGGCAGUCAGCUGGGCCGUGGAGAUGUUCUACCUAACACCGCGACACCUCCGACGGCAACAGGAAGCAGACAAUCUGGGCCAGACGGCGGAGCAGAAAGAACAGCUUCUAUCUCAGCAACAGAAACGGGAUGUCAUCAUCGGUAGAUAGGUGCUACUUUGAGCAUGUUUGUUUGUGUAUAGAAAAUUGUAUUAGGAAAUAAAACACUUUCA
Molecule: messenger RNA, 2032 nt
Organism: Ochlerotatus camptorhynchus
Lineage: Eukaryota; Metazoa; Arthropoda; Insecta; Diptera; Culicidae
Exons: 5
Coding region: 72-1970 (632 amino acids)
Biological process (GO): transmembrane transport
Cellular component (GO): membrane
Molecular function (GO): monocarboxylic acid transmembrane transporter activity
Source: RefSeq, a predicted model, not a curated record